This is a messenger RNA of Coniophora puteana RWD-64-598 SS2, 1209 nucleotides long. RefSeq lists its product as uncharacterized. The record is from RefSeq and is a predicted model, not a curated record. NCBI's taxonomy places the organism in Eukaryota, Fungi, Basidiomycota, Agaricomycetes, Boletales, Coniophoraceae. The coding region runs from base 1 to 1209 and encodes 402 amino acids. The transcript is spliced from 3 exons.
AUGUCCGCCUCGAACUCCAGCAACACCGCAUACGUUUACCGUUUCGAUGAAAACAUGUCGACCAAUCGCCACGCCGAAUAUCAGUCCAGCACACACCUCGUUGGCAACGUCAUCUUGACGGAUGUCAACUGUAACCUCGGUAAUAAUUUCAGCUUUCGUUUCACUCCGACCUCGCUUAGCCCUAUGAUUCUUGGUAUCCGUCUCCGAAACAACGCGGCGCCGGACCGCCCCCCUGCAUCUGCAUCAACACCCGUCGUUUUGGACGACGUGCCCCAGCCUACCGUGCCGCUUGGGCCGAACCUUCUUGCUCUCGUUCGCCCCACUCAAGGCGAUGUUCCUGCUCUCGACCCACUCUCUGGCUUCCACCCUCCCCCUUCUCCGGCCUCAGCUCCUCAAGAAAACAAUGAAGAAGUCCCCGAGGACCUCCCCAGCCUUAUUCCCAUCGAAGAAACGGCCGAUGGCGCAUUCCUGCCCGGCAUGUUCGAUAGGAUCAGCCUUCGCAUGCGAAUGCCCUUUGUCAACGUCACCUUCGCCGAGACGUCUGAGGCUUUUAUUCAUGCACAGCACGAUCACCCCACCCAUCCGCGCGACUACGACGAUAUUCCCCACAGGUACAUUGUUCACGGUCGCUACAAUCGUCACAAUAACCCUCCUCCCCGUAUUAUCACUAGGACUUACACCAUCGAAGAAUUAGAGCCCAUUGAGCGCCAGCUCAACGAAGACUCUAUCCUCGAUGCCGUGUCGGUUCCCGAGCCUCAAGAUCGUCCUAAGCCCACUUUUAUGGAGGUUUUGAACGCUGCGAGCGCUCGCGCGCGCGAGCGUGAGGAACACGAGCGCGCCGAGCGCGAUCAGUCUCCUGACGUCAAGCCCGAGCCGCUCGAUGACACUACCAUGGUCGUCGAAGACCAUGAAGCCCUCUCCAAAAAAUCCUCUAGCCCCGAUCGCGUUCGGCCGGGCAACCCGUACCCCUACAGCUUGCCGAACGUAUCCAGCCCCGUCCCUGUGAACGUUUCCUCGCCCAUCCCGGGCAUCUCGCGUAUUUCUGGGUCGCCUGACCCGCAUGGCGACAUGGACGGCUCAAUCACGGAGCCGGAGACUUGUUCGAUGACCGAACUGUACGCCGGCAAGCGCAAGGCGAGUGAGAUGAGCGAUUGCGACGACGAAUCGGACAAGGAGAAUCACGCAAAGAGGGUUGCUCGAUCGGCAUAG